Molecule: messenger RNA, 289 nt
Organism: Ambispora gerdemannii
Lineage: Eukaryota; Fungi; Glomeromycota; Glomeromycetes; Archaeosporales; Ambisporaceae
Source: the annotation of a GenBank genome assembly
CUCAGAGAGCAACCCAAAGUGCUUGCAUCUUUUUUGAAAGCUGAAAAACAAAAAAAGAAGGCUAUUAAUGAAGAGAAGGGUGAGACAGUAAAUAAGGAGGGUGAGGCAGUAAAUAAGGAGGGUGAGGAAGCUAUUGGAAAGAAUGUAAUCAAUGGUGAGGAGGAUGAGGCAGCAGAAGUGGAGGGUGAGACAGCAAAAGUGGAGGGUGAGACAGCAGAAGUGAAGGGUGAGACAGCAGAAGUAGAGGAUGAGUUCGAUAAAGAGGAGAGUGUGGAUGAAAGUAAGGAGG